Pochonia chlamydosporia 170 is the source of this 1206-nucleotide messenger RNA. RefSeq lists its product as hypothetical. The transcript is spliced from 6 exons. NCBI's taxonomy places the organism in Eukaryota, Fungi, Ascomycota, Sordariomycetes, Hypocreales, Clavicipitaceae. Bases 1 to 1206 code for a protein of 401 amino acids. The record is from RefSeq and is a predicted model, not a curated record.
AUGGCCGCUGGCGGACUGCCUCCGCAGCCUCCUGGCGUGGACUUGUCCCAAAACAAGCAGCCUCUGAUAAUCGCGAUUACGGUGGCGACCUGGGGGCUGGCAUUGACAAUGGUCAUUUGUCGAAUCGUCGGACGACGGAUGAGAGGGCUGCGGCUAUGGCUCGACGACUGGUUUAUUAUUGUAGCCUUGCUACCAGCCCUUGGCCACCUUCUCGGCAUGGCAGCAUACGCUGUUAGUCGGGGCCUUGGAAAACAUGUCUGGGUUGCGAAGCCAGACGCUGUUUAUGCAUGGGCGCUGGGCUUAUUCAUCGCCGAAAUCUGCUAUACUCUAACUUUGGUCUCUGUCAAGCUUUCCAUUCUGUCAUUUUACUGGCGGUCAUUUGCAGUUCGAGACUCAAUCAAGUGGCCGAUUUUCGUCCUUGUAUCCAUUGUGUGCAUCUGGGGAAUUGCGGUGUUGCUCGUCACCUUUCUCCAAUGCCUACCUACCCGAGCAGUUUGGGAGCGUUUCAACCCCGUCAACCCUAUGAGUCCUGAUGAGUAUCACUGUGGCGCCGACCAAAUCAAGUUCUUUUAUGGAAAUGCUAUCCCGACUAUUGCUACGGAUUUGAUGAUGCUGGCGCUUCCUGUGCCGUACAUAUGGAGACUUCAGUUGCCACGGAUUCAAAAGGUUGCUCUGGGGUGUGUCUUCUUGGUUGGGAUAUUCGUGACUAUUGUUUCCAUUGUACGAUUUUACUACCUGCUGUCGCUCGAUCUCACAGACCCAGACGUUACAUGGAACUUUGUUGCGGUGGGAGUUUGGUCCAUUGUUGAAGGAAACAUUGCCAUUGUGUGUGCUUGUUUGCCAUUCCUGAAGCCCAUAAUCAACAAAAUAUCCUUUGGACUACUCUACCUGACUCCAAUCUCGUUUAACAACCUUCGACCAUCCAAAGACUCUGGCUCCAGCGCACACCAGAAAGACAUUUUUCGCACUUGGGGUGUAGAUAAAAGUCAUGGAACAUCAACCACUCACGUAAAAUCUCAUAAUCAUGACGGACCUGAGACCGAUGAGCAUCCGUUUGCCCACCUAACAGAUGAAGCGUCCGAAAACGAAUCAGCCAGGAGAGAUGAUACGGAGUCUAUCGAAUUGGAAGACGUUGGUGUCAGUCCUCCCUCAAGAGGCAUUAUGGUUACGAGAAAUGUCCAUCAAGAACACCAGACUGCGCCAUGA